AUUAGAAAAUCCUAGAACUGUGUUUUUAUCUUCAAUUAUGAAGUAUCUCUAUCCAAAGCAAUUAUCAGUGGGAAAAAAACCUCAAGUCAGACCCAAGGCCUUCAAGUUUGGAAUACUUGUGACUGCAGAAUCAAUUGUAAGAGAAUUAGAAGACUGA
This is a messenger RNA of Dentiscutata heterogama, 157 nucleotides long. Lineage: Eukaryota; Fungi; Glomeromycota; Glomeromycetes; Diversisporales; Gigasporaceae. The record is from the annotation of a GenBank genome assembly.